Saprolegnia parasitica CBS 223.65 is the source of this 516-nucleotide messenger RNA. RefSeq lists its product as hypothetical. The record is from RefSeq and is a predicted model, not a curated record. Gene Ontology annotation, biological process: RNA processing. Lineage: Eukaryota; Oomycota; Saprolegniomycetes; Saprolegniales; Saprolegniaceae. The coding region runs from base 1 to 516 and encodes 171 amino acids. The transcript is spliced from 6 exons.
AUGGCGAAGGACAAGCUCUCGGCGGCGCCGCUCGAUGCGUACCGGAAGGAGCAGAAGAAGAAGGAGAAGAAGGCGGUCAAGGACCGGCGCGAGCACGUCAAGCAGACGACAGGCGACAACGUCGACAUUGGCGCGCUCACGGAGAAGCUCCGCAAGCUCGAGCGCGACGAAGAGAACAACCGCCUCGAUGGCGCUGGGCGCAAGCGAAAAGACGAGCUGGAAGAGACGAUCCGACAAGCCAAGAAGAAAAAGGCCGACCUUGAAGCCGAGGCCAAGGCGCGCGAAGCGGCGCUGCCCAAGUCGAAGAAGGAGCUGGAUGCGAGAAACAAGGAGCUGUACAAGAACCCCGAGCAGUCGAUCCACUACCAUCCGAUCUUUAACCCGUACGGCGUCGCGCCGCCCGGCUACAGCGGCGGUGGCAGCCACCCGUUCACAAAUGCGGCCAUGCGCAACAACAUUGCUGGACAGGUGCAAGCGUCCAUAUGUGUGCACAUGCCCUCACGGCUCUGUGCAUAG